Molecule: messenger RNA, 863 nt
Organism: Moneuplotes crassus
Lineage: Eukaryota; Ciliophora; Spirotrichea; Euplotida; Euplotidae
Source: the annotation of a GenBank genome assembly
AAUUAAUGUAUCGUAAUAUAUUAUUUAAAACAAACAUGCAAGUUGAAAAGAACUCGAAGCAAUAUGUCUGCUCCCACGCAGGUUGCAACAAAGAGUACAGCACUAAAUUUGCCUUGAAGAGACACAUGAUCACCCACUCUGGCAAGAGAAAGUUUGCUUGACGUUUUUGUAACAAAAAGUUUGCUCUUGAGCAGUAUAAAUAAGGAGCAUGAGUAUAUCCAUACUAACGAAACUCCUUAUAUCUGUGGAAUAGACGGAUGCACUGAAGCUUUCAGACAGAGAGCUAAGCUAUGACUACACAGAGCUAGUCAUAAGAGCUACCAGAAGAAGAGCUAUAAGGUGUACUCAAGAAAGAAUACAGUCAGGAAGUCUAAGAAGAUUAGUGAGAAACAGUCAGUUUCAGCUCCUGAAAUCUUUACUGGUGCUCAGUCUUUUCAAGAUAGUGAGCCCCAAAUUUUUGAUCAGACAACUCAAGAGAUGUUCAACUCUCUACUAUAUGGCUAUGAUUAUACUACAAGCUUGCUGAUGACUCUUUCAUCCAAAUAUUGCCUUUGUGAGAUGCUUGCUGGAUGUCAAGAAACUUAUCCUACCGGAUUUUACGACUCCAGUUUUUCUCCGGUUGAGUCACAAUCGAUGAUGGAAAGAGCCAGACAAGGUCUUAGUACAUUAGAAAUUCCAAAAGGAUCCUUCUGCAAACCAGAUGAUCAAAUGACUCCCACCACAAUGCUGGGGUCACCCAAUACAUUAAAUAUGCUAGACAAUAAAUCCUGGCAGGAAUAUAGUCGGAAGAUAUAAGGCCAGGUCUGACUAGCGAUAUCCUCCUCUAGUAGGAGUCCAAUAAACAUUAAUACACUAACAUUAUU